Procambarus clarkii (red swamp crayfish) is the source of this 652-nucleotide messenger RNA. NCBI's taxonomy places the organism in Eukaryota, Metazoa, Arthropoda, Malacostraca, Decapoda, Cambaridae. The record is from RefSeq and is a predicted model, not a curated record.
UUCACACCUGGCUUCAUCUGGCCCCCAGUUCACACCUGGCUUCAUCUGGCCCCCAGUUCACACCUGGCUUCAUCUGGCCCCCAGUUCACACCUGGCUUCAUCUGAUCCCCAUUUCACAUCUGACCCCCAGUUCACACCUGGCUUCAUCUGGCCCCCAGUUCACACCUGGCUUCAUCUGGCCCCCAGUUCACACAUGGCUUCAUCUGGCCCCCAGUUCACACCAGGCUUCAUCUGGCCCCCAGUUCACACCUGGCUUCAUCUGGCCCCCAGUUCACACCUGGCUUCAUCUGGCCCCCAGUUCACACCUGGCUAAUCUGGCCCCCAGUUCACACCUGGCUUCAUCUGGGCCCCAGUUCACACCUGGGUUCAUCUGGCCCCCAGUUCACACCUGGCUUCAUCUGGACCCCAGUUCACACCUGGCUUCAUCUGGCCCCCAGUUCACACCUGGCUUCAUCUGGACCCCAGUUCACACCUGGCUUCAUCUGGCCCCCAGUUCACACCUGGGUUCAUCUCACCCCCAGUUCCCACGGUCAUCCUCAUCAAUCUCCCACCCCCAUUCCACCCAAACUAAAAACCAUCGUUCGAUCAUUCAAGCAAUUAUUGAAGAUAUUUGCUCUUCUAAUAAUAAGGAAUAUCAGGGAUUAGUUGAGGC